Molecule: messenger RNA, 1255 nt
Organism: Labeo rohita (rohu)
Lineage: Eukaryota; Metazoa; Chordata; Actinopteri; Cypriniformes; Cyprinidae
Gene: ponzr5
Product: plac8 onzin related protein 5
Exons: 4
Coding region: 156-515 (119 amino acids)
Source: RefSeq, a predicted model, not a curated record
CGAGGAAGUACUUAAAUUGAGAUUCACACCUACUUGUGUCUUUUUAUGGGACUGUCUUAACAGUUCAUCUCCAUCCGUCUGUCUGCUUGAGUGUGGAUGAAUAAAUCUGCCUGUCUUCACUCUAGUCUCACGUUCAGGAUUUCAUAAUAAACAGGAUGACUUCUCAGCAGCCAAGGCCCUUUGUCAUGUCACACACCUCCAGUCAGUGGAGCUCUGGAAUCUGUGACUGCUGUGAAGAUGUAGCAGAGUGUUGCUUCUCAUUUUGGUGCUUUCCCUGUUUUGCCUGUGCGACGGCUCGUAAGCAUGGCGAGUGUCUGUGUCUGCCUCUGCUCGAUGGAUUUGGGUGCAUUCCUCCAGUAACAAUGGCCAUGCGCGUAUCAGUGCGCAGACGCUAUGGAAUCCAGGGGACUAUCUGUAAUGACUGCGUUUAUUCUACAUUCUGUGGUGUCUGCGUGUGGUGUCAGAUGUCUCGAGAAAUGAAUACCCGUGAACAAAAUGUCACUCUUGUAAAAUAAAAGCUACUGGCAAGCAACAACUUCUUCUUCUUCCUCAGUAUUUUGCAGUAGUAACAAAAGUAUAUGUCACCUGAAAGAACAGAUCUGCUCCACUGCAUUCGUUCUAUUUAAUAAAAACAUGUUGUUAGACUGGUAUGUGGUCAUUUUUGUAUGGUGGACCACAAAGUGUAAUAACCACUCAUAAGUGUAAAUUUUUCUAAAUAAGGAUUUAUACAUUUCUGAAAGCUGAAUAAUAAAUAAGCUUUCCAUUGGUGUAUGGUUUGUUAGGAUAGGACAGUAUUUGGUCGAGAUACAACUAUUUGAAAAUCUGGAAUCUGAGGGUGCAAAAAAAUCAAAAUACUGAAAAAACUGCCAAAAUGUAGUUCUUAGCAAUGCAUAUUACUAAUCAAAAAUACGUUUGAUAUAUUUAAAGUAGGAAAUUCACAAAAAUAUCUUCAUGGGACAUGAUCUUUACUUAAUAUCCUAAUAUGAUUUUUGGCAUAAAAGAAAAAUCGAUAACUUUGACCUAUACAAUUUAUUGCUACAUGUGUACCCACGCUACUUAAGACUGUUUUUUUUUUUUUUUUUGGUCCAGGGUCAAAUAUAGCAUACAGACCACAACUGUUACAACUGGAGCAGCUUCAUUUACAUUGUGAUGAACUUUUUAAAAGUUUAGGAUUUGGUCUCACUCCGGUGUGCUUCAUGUACUUUGUCACUGUUAUUCUGCAAUAAAACUUCACCAUCUUCAUCAGAAAAACCAA